AUGCACCCCACAAGAUCCCACCCUCUUUUCAUUCGUUCUUCUCGCAUUCCGCUGAGAUCUCCUUUCGGAACACUUCUUCCGAUCAAUAUGCAUUGCACUUCUGUUAUUUCACUUUUACUUUCGAUUGCUGUUUUCACUUCUGCUGUUAACGCCUUCUACUUGGUGAGUUAGAAAUGGAAAAAUAGAAUAGUAUCAAUUUGGAAAUAAUAAAACUAAACAUCGAACAUCGCUGGUCUAAUUGAGGAUUUUAAUCAAAGUUCAAGUGGUUAAUUUCGGUGAAUGAUGAAUGAAACCAAACAAGACAACACUCCAUAACUGGGUGGUCCAAUAAGAAGUCAUUUUUCUGUGUGGGACCACUCAGUAUUUUAAGGCCACAUAGCAUAAGUUAUUUUCGAUAUUAGUCUUCAAAUAAUUGACUAAAAUUUGAUGGAAGUCUUGAAUUCUCCGCUGUAAAAUAUAGCGCUUCUAAAAGAUCAGACUUCGAAACCUAACCAUCUUCGAAACCUUCGAAACCUAACCAAAUCAGAGAAACCCAGGAUUCCACACAAGUCGUUCAUUACUUCGUAGAUGAGCUUAGCUUUGAUCCCACACGGAACUGCACAAGUUAUCCAAACCAAAAUAUCUAAUUUCAAAACAUGGUGGCUAUUUUUAUUUCCAUUUUAUUUUUUCAUUUUCUAAUCAAACAACAACAAAAGAGCUGUGAGAACGACCAAACAAAAUUGUACUUUUGUUGCAAGAAAUGUUUUCUAGUGCCACGUCACUUUUUUUUCUAGCGAACUCAAAAAAGACACGAGAAUAACUAAUCAAGUUGUUUUGAUGUGGAGGAACAACCGGGUCAAAACGACCUGGUUCCUUGUUCGUCACAUCACAACAGAAUUCAAUUUUCGUGUGAGAAAACAACUGAAAAACAUCGAAAAAUAAGUACGGUUUGGAGAGAGCUAUGACGUGGAACUAAUUGUGUCACAUCAUUACUCGAUAUCAUCAAGCUUACAAUCAUAACAAAAUUGCAAAAAUCUAUAUAAUCUCAUGAAAAAUUCACGUGAAACAAGUUUUAGUUUCUUGAAACAUGUCCUAUGAGUAAAUUAAUAUAUUUUUUGCUGUCAUGAGUUGUUUCUAGUUCUCUUUAUUAAUUUCGCGCUGACCUUUGCCAAUUGUUGUUACUUAUUAUAGCAACAAAUGAAAAAAAAAAGAGAGCCGGAGGACGAAAUGAGUAAACUCGUUAACCGAAAGUGCCGUUACUUGAAAAUUCUGUCAUCAUCUAUUCUUUCAUCUUCCAUAUAGUAGGAGAAGCACAAAAUAAAACUUAUUUUUUAAUAGCAAAAAGCUGGCUAGCAGACAACAUGCACUGAAGGAAGUUUUCUCUUGAGAUUAAUUAGAAUAGCGAAUUAGGUGGGAAUAAAUAGAUACAUAGGAUACGUAGAAGGGAGACAUGUUAUUGUGAACGAGACUUAUGUUAUACAAUCUGAAGAUAGAUUUUGAAUUUUAGAAGGACUACGAGAUACUGAAUAGCUUAUGAUAAAAUCCAGAACAUUACGAUCGAUUAUAAAAUACUUGCGGUCAAAAUUGAGGUUUAAAAAAUCUAAGAGAAGUUUCUAAUGAAUUCUGAAACCGAUCAAUGAUUUCAAAAUUAAUAUUUAUCAAUGCCUGAUGAUGUUCCCGAAGCUCAAAAAUGUUACUUCAGUCUUGAUGAACAUUGAUCUAAUUUCAAAGUUUGUUUUCAAGUGUACUAGUCAAAUUGGCUCAAUCUGAACCUACGAAAUGUUAGUGAAAAAUGAGAAAAAUCAUGAGAACUAAUAGCGUAUCAACUCUAUAACUAAGAGAGAAAAUUAGCGGGCCUCAUAUCCGAGAAAAACCAUGUAAAGAAGUAUUUGAAUCAUACAUUAGUUCUUAAUAACUGUUUCAACUUUAAUUUCUUUAGAUCAAGAUAGGUUGUCAACAACAAUUAAGUGUCUCUUGAAAUAUUUGAGUUCACUCAAAAAUCCACACAAUUUCCAGUAUCUUCCACGCAACUAUGAACCAAUCGAAGAUCAAUUGAUUCUUUUCGAUCAAUCUCAACUGAUACCAAUUGGCCAACUAACACAAGAUCAACUACAAAAAAGAACAACCAAGUGUAAGUGACAUCUAUUUUCUGAAGAAUUUUUAAUCAUAAUAAUAAAUAUAUUUUCAGCAUCAAUUCGUCGGCGUUCAGCGGAUUGUCGUUGCAACUUCAAAGUAUGCACAAUGCAUUGUUUGAGCUAA
Caenorhabditis angaria is the source of this 2238-nucleotide messenger RNA. The record is from the annotation of a GenBank genome assembly. NCBI's taxonomy places the organism in Eukaryota, Metazoa, Nematoda, Chromadorea, Rhabditida, Rhabditidae.